This is a messenger RNA of Neodiprion fabricii, 1950 nucleotides long. RefSeq lists its product as uncharacterized. NCBI's taxonomy places the organism in Eukaryota, Metazoa, Arthropoda, Insecta, Hymenoptera, Diprionidae. The record is from RefSeq and is a predicted model, not a curated record. The transcript has 4 exons. Bases 326 to 1021 code for a protein of 231 amino acids.
UUUUUUUUUUAUUGAUAGUUUGUAUAAUACAUCAGAGGUAUGCGUAUGCAAAUAGUGUAUUCAUGGCAUACUGGCAUAUAUAGUGAAUCUGUACGAACGAUUUUCCGAUUAUAUUUAUUAGUGUGAUAAUUCGACAUUGUAUAUCACGUGUAUAACACUGCAGGGAAAUUCUCGCUUGCUUGAAUACUUAAGAGUCGUAGUCGGAUACAUGAUCUAUAUAUAACUGGCAUACAAUUUUGUUUAUCAAGUAUUUCGCUACUUACAAACAACCGAGACUGCGAAAUAUAUCGACGGUUAAAUAUAUAUACUGUAACUAGCACGUGGGAUGGCAUUUACGGGCGGGACAGAGCUUGGCGAAAAUCUACCGAAAUACAAGAAGAAGACGACUGAACGUGUGAAACGUUACAAACGCCUUCUCGAGCUCGCAAAACCGAAAUCAAUUGCAUCCCAGGAACGCCCAAAUUCUACUACUUCCUUAAAGCGGAUAAAAAAAUCAAACUUCAAAAAUGGCGGCGCUCUCAAGCAGUUCAAUUCGGCAAAAGUUUUGGAUGCAACUGAAGAUAUCAAGUGUGAAACUCUCCCAACAAAGAAGUCAGUGCUGGGAUACAAGAUAAGCGAACGUACUGCCAGACUGGCGGAGCCGAGAAUACGCUUCGAAAUGGGAAUCCGCUCACCAGGAACGGUGCAAGAAUCAGCGUUAUUCGCCACAGCAUCGAAAAGACUCAUCGAGCUUGCGACGCCAAAGAAUAGUACGCAGCGAACAGACCUACCGCAAGGAAAAAGUCCAAAUAUAAUAUCUAAUUCCAGCGUCAGUCGAAAUGCUCUAAAAGCCACCUGCACCCCAAGGAUCGCGAAACUCUCCGUACCUAAACACUCCAAGUCGCCAAUUAAUGCCAAUGAAAAUACGAAAGCCAAUCAUGGUGAUACUACUGCCAUUCCAAUAAAACCUCCACUGGCCAAAGAAGCUUUUGAAAAACAGAGAGAGAAAAAACACUUUGCUAUUCACGGAGAAAUGAAAUGAACAGUUGUUAGUUUUGGGAGAAUUUUCGAAGAAUUCGAACGUACCACAUACCGAUACCUAAUAACAACGGAAAAACUUGCGUUUGCAAUGAGAAUGCUUACUGGCAUCAUGUUCAAAAUAGUAAAAAUAAUAGUUUCUUGUCCUUCAUUUUAUACUUGUAUCGAUUAAAACAUAUACCGUUCUAUGAUUUUAUUUGUCAAACUAUUUUUAUAUACACUAAUAUUAUAAGUAAUUGAAACUUUUAUUAAUACAUAAAAUCUCACUUCUACAAUGUAUUUGGCUAGUUUUUCUAGUUCAUCCAAGCUCACAAAAACUAAAAGAUCGACUUUCUAAAUUGACUUUGAUAUAAGAGAAUCUUGAAAGCUUCAGAAACGAGUUCCGAAGUUUGGAAAAACAAGUUCUCAAAUAUUUUUGAAAUCAAGACAUAAACUCUCAGCAUUCAAAACAUCAAUUCAAGCAAAUAGUUUCGGUCAAAUGUUUCAUUUCGAUUUCCUGUACCUAAAAGUAGUUUCUGAUAGUUGGUUUUCUAAUGUGAUUGUUCAAAUAUUAAAACAAUUUAUACGGACCGUAAGUUCCACUAUAUAUUUUUGUUUUGUAAAAGUUGAAAUUAUAACAAAAGUCUAACGCUGAAAUACCGAAAAGAACAAUAUAGUUAUCAAUCGGUAAAUUGUAUGAAUAUAAUACAAUAAGAGAUGCGACAAUGGAAAAUUUAAAAAUAGGCUUGUUUUUAUUACUUUCAUACACAUGAAAAAAUGGAGGCUUAUACUAUGAUAUAUUUAUUCAAGGCACUAAAGAUAUUUGCUUAAGCAUCAUACUGAUGAUCGCAUAUAAAAAUGUUACACAUAUAAAUCUAGAUAAAGGAUUGCAUUUUAUCGUAAUAAUACAAUUCUAUAUUUGCAUAAUUGUACAUGCAUAAUAAAUAGCUCUUA